GCUGGUUCCUGGAACAACAAACACAGUUUCUGCUGGGCAGGGAUAACUUCAGUAAUUUCCUGAACUUCAUGGGUCACCUGUCCUACCAGUGUGAAAAGCUGCUGGGGGACAGACAGAUGCUAGCCUUCCUUCACAGGGAACAAUAUGACUUGGCUGUCAUCGAUGCCUUCAACCCCUGCUCCUUCAUCCUGGCACACAAACUUGACGUCCCGUAUGUUGCUUUCUACCCCGGCACUUUGAAUGGUCCACUGUCCAUUGCCCUCCCAAGCCCCAUCUCCUACAUCCCCGUCUUCAACUCCCAGCUCUCAGACCACAUGGACCUCUGGGGUCGUGCCAAAAACCUACUCUUUUCUCUCCUGGCUCCCAAGGGCCAGGAACUGGUGUGGUCUAAGUUCAGGGAGGUAGCAGAUUGUCACUUGGGAGCAGGCUCGCCCCCUGGUGGUCUGGAGGACUUAUAUCAGGGUGCUGAGCUCUGGCUCUUCAACACAGAUUUCUCCCUGGAGUUCCCUCAGCCUCUGAUGCCCUACACGGUGUUAGUAGGAGGCCUACUGAACAAACCUGCUAAGCCUCUGGAACAGGACUUGGAGUCGUGGAUUUCAGAUCAUGGAGAAAAGGGUUUCAUCGUGGUGGCCCUGGGGUCCAUGGUAGCCUCAAUUUCUGUGGACCAUCUUCUAGUAGAGCUGACUACUGCCUUCUCCAAGGUCUCCCUGCAGGUCAUCUGGAGGUAUGACCCCCAGCGAUGGCCGUCUCACCUGGACACACCUCCCAACCUCAGGCUGGUGGCCUGGCUGCCUCUGAAUGACCUCUUAGGCCACCCAAAAGCCCGUCUCUUCAUCACCCACGGUGGUCAAAACAGCCUGCUUCAGGCCGUGUAUCAUGCUGUCCCCGUGCUGGGCAUCCCUCUGUUUGGAGACCAGUUUGAUAAUGUGGUGAGGGCUGAAGCAAAGGGCCUGGGCCUCACCAUCAAACCCACACACAUCACAAGAGAGCUGCUACACUCCACUAUUCAAACGCUCAUACACGAGGACAGGUACAAAUCUUCAGCUGUGUCACUCAGCAAGAUCCACCAGUCGCAUCCGGUCCCUCCUGCCCUCCGACUUGUUCAGUGGGUGGAGCACAUCCUCCACAAUGGAGGCGGGUCUCACCUGAGGCCCGUCGCCCUGACCCAGUCCUGGUACCAGAGAUGGCUUCUGGACAUAGCGCUUCUCUUCUCCCUGGCACUGCUGGGGCCUGUGCUGCUCUGCUGGGUCUUAUGUAGAAACAAGAAUGGUAGGGAUAAAUGCAAAAAACUACAAUAGUGACAGAAACCCUACUCGCAGACACUACUCACAUCUACACAUCAGGUUGCAUUUUUGUUUGUUUUUCUCAGGUGCUGAAUUGUGUAUUGUAGGGCUCUGUUCAUGAUCAUAUUUUAUUUCCAAACACAGCUUCUUGCUGCAUAUUAGGUUCUAUAUGAUAAGU
Lampris incognitus (smalleye Pacific opah) is the source of this 1461-nucleotide messenger RNA. Its product is annotated as UDP-glucuronosyltransferase 3A1-like. The coding region runs from base 69 to 1298 and encodes 409 amino acids. The transcript is spliced from 8 exons. NCBI's taxonomy places the organism in Eukaryota, Metazoa, Chordata, Actinopteri, Lampriformes, Lampridae. Gene Ontology annotation, molecular function: UDP-glycosyltransferase activity. The record is from RefSeq and is a predicted model, not a curated record.